AUGAAACAUCAGAAUGUAAACGCAACUAUCACCGAGAUCCGCAUGGGGUUCUGGAUAACGAAAGUGCGGCGGGUACUGCAGCGGGUUAUCCGGAACUGUGGUGUGUGCAAACUCCAGCGUGCAACCCCAACCCCACCUUUAAUGGGUCCGUUGCCUGAAGAUCGCCUAAAACCGGGUGGAUGGCCAUUUGAGUACACUGGUUUAGACUAUUUCGGACCACUACUUGUGACGGUGGGUCGACGCCAAGAGAAGAGGUGGGUGGCUCUAUUCACCUGUUUAAGAACUAGAGCAAUUCACCUGGAGCUAGCCCACGAUUUGUCAACAGACUCCUGCAUACUUGCGAUGAGGAAUUUUAUGUGCCGCCGAGGACCAGUAACAAAGCUGCGUAGUGACAAUGGGAAGAAUUUCAUCGGCGCAGACAGGGAAGCCAAACGGUUUACCGACGUUUUUGAAGCAGACAAGAUCCAGGACGAGCUUGCUACCCGUUGUGUGGAGUGGAUUUUUAACUGCCCUCUCAACCCCGCGGAGGGAGGAGUCUGGGAGAGGAUGGUCCGAUGCGUAAAACGGGUAUUGGCUCAUACAGUAAAGGAUGUGGCCCCGAAGGAACACGUAUUGCAAAGCUUGCUCAUUGAGGCCGAGAACAUUGUGAACUCAAGGCCGCUAACCCAUAUGCCAAUUUCAGUCGAUCAAGAGGCACCUUUGACGCCCAAUGACCUACUGAAGGGGACGUCCAACAUUCCUGAUACACCCGCGGAGAGUGAAGAGUUGCCUAAACCGUGUGAAACCAGGAAGCAUUGGCGCAUGGCACGACUACUGAGGGACCGGUUCUGGAAGCGGUGGGUUCAUGAAUACCUACCGACCCUCGUGCGUCGCGAGAAAUGGUGCGCGCGCACCCAGCCAAUCAGAAAGGAUGAUGUCGUCUACAUCUGUGACCCUGCAACACCACGACGAGAAUGGAGCACGGGUAUAGUCGAGGAGGUAUACACCGGAUCAGAUGGGAUACCUCGGCGAGCAGCUGUAAGAGUCGCCGAUGGAAAUAGGGUUCACAGGGUAACACGUCCCGUCUCCAGACUAGCGGUCCUAGAUGUGAUGCAGUCGCUUCACGGGGGAGGGGAUGUCGCGGGACGGGAAUUGAUCACCGAAUAA
This is a messenger RNA of Drosophila willistoni, 1146 nucleotides long. RefSeq lists its product as uncharacterized. Gene Ontology annotation, molecular function: nucleic acid binding. The transcript has a single exon. Bases 1 to 1146 code for a protein of 381 amino acids. Lineage: Eukaryota; Metazoa; Arthropoda; Insecta; Diptera; Drosophilidae. Gene Ontology annotation, biological process: DNA integration. The record is from RefSeq and is a predicted model, not a curated record.